AUGGCCCUUCCGGAUGUGAAAAUGCUGGAGGGGCUGCAGCGUGCAUUGCAGGUGUUCCGUUUACGAGGAUCAUCAACUGGCAGUGGUCGGCGACUCGUUGUUGUAUUCGAACAGACGGACCCAGAGGCCAGGCGUGAGUGUGGCCGGGAACCGCAUCAGUCGGACGAAUCCAAGCCCCGUCGUUGUGGAGAUCGUCUCCAUUGCAGGAGGCCCAAAGACAAUGAGGAGGCAUGGGCAACAGCAUAUGCACAGGUGAUCUCCGAAUUUUUAAAGUACCACAACGGAGAGUUUGUUUCGCUUGAGUUGCCAAGUUGUGGUCAAUGCACAUGGGAUGCAGUCUUGGAAGGGGUACGGAGGCUGGACGAGUUUGACACAGCUUCGCUAGGCAUGACUACGGUGGAGCUCAGCGGCAACGUGACCCCGCCACCCUUUCACGCAUGGAAGGAAUGUGCAGGCUCAGCAGCUUCUAUGACAGGAUCUGCAGUGUUCUCGCCUUCAGUACAGGUUUCCCAAGAAACCGAAGGUGCAGUGCGUGACAGGAUUUGUCAACAGGCUCAGUUCGUGGAGAUGGAGCUGGAAAAACACAAACACAAAGUGCAGCUGGACCAUACGUUCACCUCUGAAACCAAGGAGCUGCUCCGUCUGCUGCCAGAGGAUAUCACCAAGGUCAAUCCGGCCAGUGCGCAAAUCCUGGAGAAGCUUUGCACUUGUCGCACUUUGCUUUCGACGGAUCACGCUCUUUUCAGCGCUCUGAAGGCUGAUUCUUCCACGCUGCCCGAAUCUGCUUGGCACAUUCUUGACACUUUCGAAGGGUUGUACGCACUGAAGUUGCUACGGGCUGCCUUCCUAUGGUUCGAUGAGUUCAAUAAGUGGAAAGUGAAGCACCACAUUUGCUCGAACUUCACAGAGCAGCUCAUUCGGGACAUGAGCAACCUUCUUGCGCACUAUUUCGAGUCGAACCAGAGCAAGAAGACGACAGCCUCCCAACCAUGUGCUUUGAUUCUGAUGACAAAGCUGGCGCAAACCAGUCACAUGCUGAAUGGCAAUUCCUCGAAGCUUCUUGAUGCUGCUAAGGCUUGCAUGCUUGAUCACUUCAGCGUGUGGGAGCAUCCCGAAUGGCCGAUGUUAGGCAAAAGGUUCGCAGAAGAGCAUGUCAAGGAGUGGGCCGUGGAAUUUCUGAGCUGCAUCAGUGGUGAACUGGGGCAGUUCUGCCCGGAUUUGCUGGGACAUCUUCACGCUCGAUUGAUUUUCUCCUCUUCCUUUCUGGCAGCGACACUGGCGGCUGGAGGUAAGGCUGAGAAGGCAUUUCUUCCAGCAUCUUUGCCUUCGUUCGUCAAUGAAGUGGUUGUACUGAUGGACGGUCAGCAGGAAGACGAGUUGCAAUUCCUGGCAAAGGUUUGCGGUGUUUUUGGCUGGUCGAAGCUUUUUGAGUCCGACAACACUAAACAUUUUUGUUUGGAGGGAGAAGAAGCUUUGAGCCGUCUUGGUGACUUCGCGAAACUGGUAUGGCAGGGUUCACGGCAGAAGGCUCGACCGGCUCGACCAAUCAAACACAAUUCCGAGCUUGGCAAGAAAUUAGCAUCAUCAAAAUGUGCUUGGUCAACCAAUCUGAAGGGCCCAUAUUUCUGGGAGAUGAGAAUGCAGACAUUGCUGACUUUCUGCUGCGAGUCAACUUGGCUCGUGGACUCGGACUUGCUUGAUUUCCUUCUACAAGAGAAAGUGUGUGUUCGCCAUCCAGACAACUUGAAGAUGUACAGCUGGUCGACGAGUUGGGCCUGCGCGGCGAUAGAUGAAGUCGUGUUAUUCUUUUCUUGGUUGAAGAGUUUCGUGCGACACGAUGCUUUACUACAGCCUCUGGAAGUUUUUCUCGAGAACAUGUGCAAGGAUCCUCGAAACUGGAAGCCUCACGACAUUCCUGCUGCCCUCAUGAGAGCAGUGCGUCCAAGGUACAGGUGGAAAGUCAUGGACGUGUUGAGCCUUGUUAAGCAGAGCUCAGCGAUUGAUAGAAGCUACAGCCGUCCCCAGCUUGAGGAGCACCUGCGCAUCCUUAACGAGGACAGCGGCAAGCUGCAAGCUGAUGAAGAAAGCAAGAUGGUCCCACUUCUCAGUGAGCUGAGCUGCAGGCUGGGAGUGCUGGAGGCUGCGCGUCUCAUCACCAAGUGCCCUUGCCGCUAUGACGCCAAACGGCCCCAGUGGCAGCAAUUCAAGUCACAGCUAGCGAAUCAGCUAUGUGAAUCACUGGGCUCUGACACCGCAGACGCUCCUCUGCUCGAAAGCUCCUCCCUGGUACGGGGUACGACGCUGACGCCUCCCGCACGCUCUUAUUUGGAGGAUGUGGCAAGGCAGUCCUUCGGCCCUGACCAGUACUGGCGUGAUCCACAUCAUGGGAGGGUUUUGAAAAACAUCGUGGAGAGAUAUGCAUCGGAUCCGAGCGAGAUUUUGGAAGUGCUUGCCCGGCAGGCCGUGCUGUGUAUCCCAAAGCUGAUUGAGCCUGGUGGCAAGUUGAACAUCGAAAGACCUCUCGUGGAGCUCAUCACGCGAAUUUGGAAGACAGAUGCCAAGCUCAAGGAGACUUUCGGGGACACCAUGAAGAAAUGUGUGUUUCCUCUCCUCGGAAGCUUUUGGCAGAGAGUUCAGGACAGAGAGAUCUCGCGAGAGAACUUGCAGAACAUGUUGUGCGAGGUGGAGGCGGCCGUGGAGCUGUUGUACAUGGGUGUACAGGCGAAGAGGCAAGGCAAAUCGCCGGAUGCUCGCGCUGUAGACAUGUGCAAGGACCGUGCAGAAGACGAACUGAAGGAGCAUCUUCUGAAGGAUUUGCUUUUGCUGGAAGCGGAAUGGUCCGCAGCGUCGGAGCUAAAGGAGUGCUUUUCCACGGUUGCCAGCUGGUGCGCAAUGCAGCCAGGUGGCUGUGCAGCCCACGUCGGGGAAGAUAACCUGACGCUUCGUGCAUUCAAGAGCAGCCUCCAAAAUGCCUCCAGCAAGCUAUCCCUGCAUGCUUGGCAGGUCGCCAUGCUGAAACCUUUUCUGGAGGAGGAGCUCCAGAUUCCGUGCACAGAGCCUUCCUGGCUGCUGAAAUGGCACCUGGAGGCAGGAACAGGAGGCUUGAACGUAUUCCUGGACAAGCUACUGCUUAUGGACCAGGCUUGCCAUGAAGGCCUCGGCACUGAGAUCUAUCAGGCGACAAUCAACACACACGGCUUCAAUGCUCACCGUGAAGUCGCAAAGCUGCAAAGGUUGAUGGAGAAUGCAAGAAGAUGUGUCGAGAUGGAGCUUACAUUGGGCUGCUCGCAAGAUGCAACUCCCAUGGGACAGAAUCAGUCGCCCAACCUAAGAUUGCUGGUUCAGGAGGAAGGGUCCGAUCAACUCUUACGCCGCUUCUGCGAAAGCUCUUCCAUGUGGGAGCGGGGUCUGCGUGAAGCCAACAGUCGUGUUUUGCGAGAUCGGCUCACGGAGGUGAUUGCGGUGCUGGACAGGCUUGAGCUCCACAUGGUUGCCGAGGAACUUCGUGCCCACCUUGACAAAUGUUCAGACACUUUGGGCCAACUGCUGGGAGCAUUUGACUCAUCGCUGUUUAUGGAGCUAUUGCGGGAGGUGGCUUGGCCGACUGGAGCUCAGGAGGGGCAGCCCAACUUCGUAGUCCAAUUGCUGAAGAGUGACGGCAUGGAGAUGUUCUUGGGGUACGUGGGCCAGCAGGACCAAGACGUAUCUUGGCUGGAAGCACUGAGGAAGCUCUACGACAAGACUCAUGCCUGGCUACAAGCCGACAGUUUUCAGGACUUCGCAGCACGCCUCAAUUCCAGCAUGCAAACGGCAGGUGCUGUCACUCAAAUGCGCGGCGCACUUCGACGCGUCAUCUUGGAUUACGACAGCAUCAGUGAGAGCUAUGCGGCCAGGAGAGCAGGGGCGGACGUAGCUGAACAGCUGAAGUCCUUUGCCGCGCAAUUGAAGAAGAUCAAGGAUUCAGGAACGUUGCAGUUUUUCCGUGGCCAAGAUGGCAAAAUGACGGUUCGGCUGAUCUAUGGGCAGGAGUGUCUGGACAGAGCACAUCUUCGUGAGCUGGAGCGGCGCGCUGCUCUCUUUACACCCUCCGUGCAAAGAGAAGCGGCUCGUGGGAGAGAUGACGCACCAGUCUCGCCGUUUCAGGCCGUCCUCGUGCGGUUCAUGACAGAGCUCUAUAACCAGACGCGCCGGAUGCUUGAGUUGAUGGAGAGCCUUCAUGCGAGCGGUGAGCCCCAUCUAGCCGAUGUUGACAACCUGCAGCUGAUCCUAGCUGAUGGUUGGGGGCUUCACCAUGUCGACCCCAGCCGGCACUUGGAGCAAGUAUGCCGACCAUGCAGUCGCUUCCUGCACUACCUGCACGAUGCGUGGAAAUCAAAGACCAAGGCCUUUCAAGAGACCUGUCCCAGGCUACGCCUCCUGGAUCCUUGCAAGAUGCUUCAGGUGAUUUUGGCUGAACGACAAGACCAGGCUGAGGAGGAACGAAUCGUUGCUGUGCACCGGCUGCUUUGGCAUUGUUUUCCUGAUGUAGCCUAUGAUCACUGGUUCCAGAUGGACACGGACCUGGUGGACAGACUGGCUCGCAAAAUGGGCACGAUGCGGCAAGACUGGCAGCUGCCUGUCAACCUUAUGAGUGCUAUGCUGCUAUGCCAGACAUCGAGGAAGCAGGGAGGAGCAUGGAGGAGGCCGGCACUGGGUGCAUUGGCUGCCUGCGUGGACGGGUUGGCCGAGCUGCACAAUGUUAGCGUUUCGUGGAAUGGCGAGCCUGUUGAGCGUGGCAUGAAGUGCUUCCAACUGCCAGGCACAGAUGCCGGCCCAAGUCCAGCUCUUGUUGCUGCAUGGAUCCUCCUCAGCAACAAUGAGCUUCAGUGGCCUCAUAUGUCACAGCUCUUCCAGUGCACUGACGUGACAUCCUGGGAUGAUUAUCUGCAGCCACUCCUGCAGGCUCCGUUGCAGGACCGCCCCGUGUUCAUUUUCGAUCCGGAUCAUCUCCCCGGCACAGUUCUUCAGGAGUUGAGCAAGUACGAAAGCGAGAUCGGAAAUGCAAGGAAAGUGAAGACGAUAUACAUCUUCAGCUCAGCAGCGCACGAAUCAGACCUGGCAAGGGUGCUUUUGACCCGCAGCUUGGAAGAUCUUCCUGAGAGCGAUGGCAGCAUAAAGGAUGCGUUGCAGGCUUUCCCACGGCCGAUAUUUCUUAAUGCAGUGGAGGAGUACAGGGGCAAGCCAGGAAGCGGCAAGUCUCAGCGUGCGAUGCAGAAGCGGUCAGAGUCAAACGCAGAGAUUGCAUACAGCCGUGUCAUGGUUGAUGAAAACUUCUCCGUCUCCCAGCUGAUGCGCGUGCUUUCGAAUCUCGAGGAGGAUGCCGCGACACAGAGCACCCAUCACUUCUGUUUGCACUUGGUGUUGCACGAUGACCUACGAGUUGUGAAGCUGUCCAACAUGUUGAUGUCCAUGAUCCAGGGCAUUCUUGUUGCUGAAGGUACUGGCAAGAUGUGGUUGAAGCCUUCGCACAUCCACUUGACACUUCAAAUCGAGGUCAGUGAUGCCUGCAAAGCAGACAGCUUCGCUCUUGCGCCGUGCGAUCUCUUUGGUGAACUGAGCGAUGCUGUGGCACCCUUCCAGCUCGACCUGGUCGCUGCUGAAACAAGCGGGGCCCUGCAGCCUACGACCACCGAGGGCAAGGACCAAACCGCGGACUUGAUGAGAAAAUCGAUCUCGGUCGCAAGCCACUGUUGCCUGGAUUUUCGCGAAGGGCAGCGUGAGCCCUUCUCCGGAAUUCGGAAAGGCAAGUUUCCUUCCCAGAUACGAGACCUCUCAGACACCGAGAUUCCUCGCGCAAUCAGGGACUUAUGCCAACAUUUUGGCAUGGGCUUUCCAAACGAGGAAUCGUCCAUGGAAAGCCAGCUAGAACUCACCGACUAUCGUCACAUGGCACAGAUUUGCCGCUUACUGGCUCUACGCCUAGAACUGUUUUGCCAGCUCAGUGAGAAGAAGGAUGCUUGGAAAGUCCAGGCGAUUACCAAGGAAUGCUUGGCAAGCGUUCUUGGCCUGCAGCACGAUGCCAGUCCAGCAUCUUCUUACAAACUGAAGAAUGGCCUUUUCAGACAGCCUUUGGCCUUUUGCCUGCUGAACGUCCUUCCUGAUGUGGAUGGAAUGGAUAGACGAUCUGUCAGUGAGGAGUACAUGUUUCUUAACGCGGACGAGUGUGGCAACAUAAGGCAUGCAAUUGCCAAGUGUGAUGAGCCAGGAAAAGAGAGGGAACGGACCAUCGACUUCGCUGACAGCAUCGAGGGUCAGCAGACUCCAUUGCCAUAUUCUGAUGACUGGCAGUCCAAGCUGGCCAAAACCAUAUGGCCGCUGUCAAUGACAGAUGAGGGUACUGGCUUCGAGAUCAGAUUGAACAACGGGCGGUUGCGACAGCCUCAUCAGACGUUGCUGCCGGCAGACUUUCCGAUACAUGUCAGUCUUUUGGGACAACCUGCGUUCAACAAUUAUGUGGAGCAUAAGUGUCGGUUGCGACAAAAGCUGGGGAUUGCGCUGGACCUUCCGGACACAAGCGAGGUUCGUCAGAUUGUCGAAGGCCGCGGAUUUGUGCUGACGGCUGAUGUUGUCGCGAAGGCAGUUGUGCUCAAGCAUCGAAUGCAACUUGGAAUGAAUGUCAUUCUGCAGGGUCACACAGGAGUCGGGAAGACCGAAAUAGUGGAGCUGUUGCAACACUUUUUCUCUUCACGGUUGGUGGGUCUUGUGCACCCACUGCGGGCCGACCGCAUUGCACAGCUCAAAGCAGCAGUACCACCUGAAUUUCAAGAGCAACUGGAGUGGAAAGGGUCAAUGCAUGAGAGCUUGUCCAACCUGGUGCAGAGUUCUGCAACGCAGCCAUCGCAAGAUAAUGCUGUUUCCGAUUGGGUUCCUCCUCUGUGCAAGAUCCUGGGAGAGAUGAGAGGCCUCAACCAGGCUUUGCCAACUCCCGUGGCGGUGGACGAUGCCGCAAGAGAUGAACCAGCUGAGCGUCUUUCUCAUUCAAUCGACAAGCUGCUGGAGACAAAGCCUCAGGGGACAGCGUGGAUUAGACAGGUCGCCCAAUGCUGUCAAGACUACGAGUGGGCAGAGCCUGCAGCGACGUUUUUCCAGGAGCUCAUCCAUCCGGGAAUUUCUUUUGAAGCUUUCACGAAUGUGGUGGCAAAAGCCAUUCAUGCGGCUGAGUUUUGGCAGUCCCGUGGACAAACCACCGCCGUGACAUUGCAGACCCGGUCUGGAAAGGUCGUCGGCAUUUCCAAGGGCUCCCUUCGGAGAGAUGCCCUUCCGACCGACUGCUUCCAGCAACUUGCUCUGCGAGAAUCUUGUGUUAGGGAUCAGCCUGGCAAGACGUUGCAGUCUUAUGACGGGUGCUAUUUGUCAGUCCGGGCGGAUGGUGGUCUGCACUUUUGCCAAGAGCCAGAUUCGAAUUCUGUUUUCCAAGUCUUGCCAAAUGGGAACAUCAUCCAGAAUGGCCGCUGCCUGCAUUGCCUUCGUGACGGAAGUGUCUCGGCAGCAGAGACGGAUCCGUCUCUGGAUAUCUUGAUGGCGAAAGUCGCAUUCAAGUGGUCAGGCCUUCCCUGGCAGGACAAGUCCACAGGAAGCUUUCAACCGGUCAUCCUUUUCUUGGACGAGCUGAACACCAGCAAAACACUAUUGCCCCAUUUGACAUCUCUUUUCGUCGACAGGCUGUUCGACGGAAGGCCUAUUCCGCCGAACUUGUUUUGUGUUGGGGCAAUCAACCCUCUAAAAGCGGACAAGACCAUCUUCACGGUCUUCAAGCUCCCCAAGCCAAUGCAAAGCCUGCUGAUCGAUUUCGGCGAGCUCGAUGAGUCCAUGGAGAAGAAGUUCUUGUACAGCAUGCUGUCGCCUGCCAGCAAAGACGAAGAUCCUAUCGGCUGUGCCGGCAUCACAGGGUUGCCGGUGGACCUCAGGAUCCGAGCCGUGGGAGCCAUUCUUGAUGUGCACAGGUACAUUCGAAACCUUAUCGAGCAAGACAGAGGCAAAGUUGAAGUUGAGGCAAUGACCGAAUGUCAGACAGUCAGUAUCCGGGAUUUACUCCGAUGGCGCAAGAUUUUGUUGUGGUUCCUCCAAGAGGUGGUUUCUGAGCCUUCACCGCAGAGUGUUGCAACACAUCCUGGCCAUGAUGUCACAUUCCAAGGGUUCGACUUCCUCAGGGAUGCAUCGGAUGAGGUGAAGCUGCAAUGGUGUGCAGUGUUUGCUCUGGUGACCAACUAUAGCUUCCGCUUGCCAAAACGAGGGCAGCGCAGGGAUUUGACACAGGCAUUGCAAAAGCAUUUCCAUUUGUUGAAGCCCGAAGAGGACAGUGCCAUCAUGUUCGCCCAGCACGUCGAGAAUGCUUUCGAUGCUUUCACGCACUGCAUUUCAGAGCAGGCUUCAGAGGAGCUGCGUCAUUUGGAGCCAGUCACCGGUCAUGAUCACAGGCGGCACACCGAUCACGUGAUCCUUUAUCGCUUGCUGAAUCAGAACCUCUUCAUCAACAUCUUGGGUUUGGAUGCCAACAUCCCGAACAUGAUUGUCGCACCCCCAGGCCAUUCGAAAACAUUUUCAAUGACCAUGGCGACGCAAGUGCUGCAAAUUUCCAGAAGCAGCCGGGCCACGGAGUUCUUCAAAGCACGGCCGCACCUUGCACGAGUGUUCCACUUCCAGGGCAGUGCCCUGUCAACACCAGAGCAGCUGAUGCAGACUUAUGGUGAUGCAACACGCAAGAAGAAAGCCCUGGCCAAGGAGGCAAGUGAGGAUGGCAGGAGGAAAGAUGCUAGUAUCAUGAGCAAGGUGUUGGUGGUCAUCGACGAGGCUGGAUUGAUCGAUGGCGUUGCGCUCAAAUGCUUGCACAGUGCCCUGGAGGAGACCACUACCACUCUUCUGUCGAACCAGCAACUGGAUGCCGCGAAAACCAACCGAGUGCUGCAGAUGCGGCAGUUCGAGAUCACGUCAGGCGAUCUGCAAUACCUGGUCAAGGGCGCACUCUUUGGAAGUGCAACGGCGGACCAGGCUGCCCCCAGAAUCCUUCAAAUUCGGGAAGAUCUUAUCAAGGGCUUCUUGCAAGUUUGGGACAUGGACAAGGACACGGUGUCUGGCAAGUUGCAGGGGAUACAGAACACUCCGAAGUGGAAGCAGACGUUUCAUCUUCGAGAUAUGCUCUGGCUGCUUUUCUACUUAAAGCAGCACAAGUUUGAGCAGAGGCUGCUGCUGAACGAUUUCGAAGAAGCCUCUUUCAUUCUGACCAAGGGUGUGCUUCGGAACUUUGGGGGUCUCCCGCUCGAUGAGACCAACAGUAUUGUGCAAUGGGCUUUCCAGCGAAUUAGAACUGCCUUGUCUGAAUCUUGCCCCGCAAUCACAGAGUCUCGUGCCUUCCGUGCUCGCUGUGGCAAGGAGGGCGUCUCCGUUCUGGAUGCGUUGCUUGAGAGCUUGGAGGACCAUAUCGAGCCUCAGGAGGACCUCAACCACACAUGGUUCAGGUACAUUAUGCUCAUUGACACCACCGGCAGCAAUGCAGGUCUUGCUAUGCUUCUGGAGGCUUUCAGAGGGAAGUUUGCCUUGGCUGGCCAAGUGCAGCCCGACACGCAGGACUCUGGUGAUGGGACAGCUCUUCAGUUGACUCGCCUAUCGCUUUCCACCUUUCCGGAGGAAGUCGAAGACACAGCGAGCCGCAAGGCAGACACGGACAUGGUGAUGCAGGUUUGUCAGCAAAUGGGGAUGCCAGGCAUUGCAGUGUGUGAGAACUUUUCACGCAUCUCUGAGUCUUUCUAUGAUGUCUGGAACCGGCAGUUCAUCCGGGGGCUUCAGCCGGAACAGGGGUACCCAACCUACACAGCGCGAGUGUCAGUUGGAGCUUCAUCAGAUCAGAAGCGUGUACAUCCUCUCUUCAAGUUCGUCCUCGAGGUGCCAGAAACGAUUGAGAACACCGAGAUGGCGUUGAGGAAUCGUACUGAAAAGUUCGUCCUCGACAUCUCCCACGUUCUGGAAAGGAGAUUGCAGGAGGCCCCUGUGCCUCGAGACGAGCAUCAGGCCUUUGAGCGAGACGUUCUGGCCGCAGUUGCCACGACUGAGGCAUGGGCCCACAAGCUGGGAGGACGAUCAACUUUUUGCGGCUUUGUUCCGAAAAAUACUGUUCCGUCCAUUAUGAUCCAUUUCCUGGAUCGCCUGAUGUCUAGAGACGGGACCCGGUAUGGAGAUUUGGCUAUGCUGCUCAACCAGCUUGCUGGGGAUGUGAUCCCAUCAGACACCGGAGCAGUAGAUGGAAGCCGGAUGCUUCCUCCAACGUUUGUCCCCGAAUCCAACCAAGAUCUGGUCGAAUGCAUGCUCAAGCUGUUCUUGACGCAGACUUGCCUCACCAAGCAAUCCGUCAUGGACUGUCUCUCCGAGCAUGCAGAUGUGCAUCUAGGCCACUACUCGUUCUGCAUCCAAGAGCACCUCUCCUGGUCACGAUUCUUGAGAACUACGCUCAAUCGUGGUGCAGGUACCAAGGUGGUCGUUUACACAGAACACUGUGGGACAGUGUGCCUUGCAGACAGCAUGAAAAGCUUCUUGACGACGGCUCUCCAACCUGUCGAUCCAGACUGCAAGAUUGGUGUUUUGGAUCUGUCGACUGUCCGGAAACGUCAGGAGUGUAAGGACAGGAUUCGGAGCGCCUUUGCUAAAGAGGCAGAGGCACAGAAUGACCCGCCUGAUUCUGAAACCACCUUGUUCGGCACUGCGCCGGCUGCGUCGAACAGAGACACCCUUCAUUUGCUGACAGUAUUGGUAAAUGCGCAGUCCCGGCACUACCAGCACGCACAGCUGUCCUAUGUGCGCGAAGCCAUUGAUAGUUACAUGGAGAGCCAUGGUGAGAACGUCAUGGUCCUGUGCAUUGUCUCACCCGCGUCAACAUACCGUCAACUUGGCCCUGCUGCAACUCCACUUCGUGCAGGGGCCUGUGCAUCGUUGUGGCUGAACCAAUGGGAUUUUCAUUAUAUGGAACCUCCAUGCUAUGAAAGUUCGCGGACUAGCCGCGAGAACCAGGACAUGGAGGUAUUAAGGGCUGCUCAGGUACAUCAUGGAGUUCAGAUUUGGCCUUUUGGACAAGAGCCCUUGCCGGGAACCAGCUUGUGCCCUGACGCGAUGUUGGAAUCGCGAAUUUGCGACCAGGUCUCGAGGCUUUCCCGAGCUGGGGCACUCCAGCGCUUCUUCUGGCAGGCUUCUGCAGAGGCACAAACUCGUCUUGAGGCUGCUGGAUUUCACAAGCAGUCCCUGCUUAGGAGUGCCCCGGAACGCAAACGCAUGCUGGCCCAACUUCUGAACUGGAAGAAUGGUGUCAUCAAGCAGCACUUGCGUGAUCAGAUCUGCAGGCAUUUAGCCGACCAUGACCAUGGUGUCAGGGCACGAUUGAAAGAUGUGUGUUCAACUUGGACCGAUCUGGCAAGGACAUCCUUGUCUAGUGAGCUGUGGGAUGCCGUGGUGUCUCGCGUUGACGAUGUCUGUCGGUCCUUCUUGCACCGCUUUGUGACAUCCUUCCCGCUUGAGUUGCUGAAGGAGCACGAGCAGACAGAAGGCCUCGAGGCAUGUGUGGAAGCUGCCAUCCGGUGGCUGGGAACUCGCAAACUUGUGCGCCCUCUCACGGAAUCGGCGAUUUCCCCCAGAUUUUGUCAUGUUCCGUUCUUCCGGGAUGUUGAUGCCCUUCUUUCCAAGCUGGUGGGUGGUCCCAGCCUCACGCAGCAAGAAUCGGAGCAUGGGCGGCUUGCAACCGAAAGUGCUCUGGAAGCUGCGUGGUCACAGAUCGAGUCCGGCAUACAUGCCCUUGCCAGGAGCCAAGCAAACUUUGAGCAUCUGCUCUUGCCACUGAGCAGCGAUGAGGUGUUUCCGCUGUUCUGUCUUGAUGCUAUGGCCGGCAUGAUGUCUUCACCAGCGACUACGCACAAGUGGAGCUCUGACACACUGCAUCUAGUUAAAAGCCUACUUGUGAACACCGCCCGGUGCAUCGCGAGGGAACGUCAGGCACAACCUCUGUUUGUCUACUGGUUUCUCCGGCGGCAUUCGAGCAUGGUUCUUGACAUUGCCAGCAUUCUGGAGAUGCUGCCUGUCAACAUUAGGGAAUGCGUGGUCUUGAGCACUGGACAGACGGUUAGUCUCAAGUUCCUCAACAUCAUUCUCGACGCCAUCCUCGAAACCAUCAAGACCAAAUCUUCAGAGAUGCUUCAGGCAUCUGACUGCAUGUGCCGGGGUGCCUUGGGUGGAUUGUCUGCGCUCCUCAGAGGACUUCUGGAUGCGGAAUCUCCACAAAGUGAUCUCGCCAGCCUUUGCACGAGCUUCAUUCAAGCAAGCUUGGCGCACUUCAGCUUCGAGUAUGUUGUCGUGUCGCCACAGCACAUCCUUGACUGCAUCGUCAUUGUGCGUCAAUGUCCGAAUCUGCAGCCCCAGACCGAUGCGAGAACGCUGGUGGAUUUGGCCAAAAGUUGCAUUCGGGGCAUUCUGUCCAAGUGCAGCAGUGGUGAUAAAGCCUCCGGAAUGACAAAGGUUAUUGUGUUCACCUUGGAUGCAUUCGCGAGGGUGGGCCGGGUCUUCGCAAAGCAGCAGCAGCCGGAAGCCACAACACAAACUCAAUUGGAUCUACAGCUCGAGUUGGCUAGGUUUGCUUUGCAGCUGGCGGCAGAGAGCUCCUUGAGUGGAACAGGUCUUCAUGUUGUUCUGUCGGACACGCUCCUCUCAGACGAGUUCGAGGUUGCCCACCAUGAGCAGUUUUGGGGGUGGGUAAAGGCGUUGGCCUCAGAUUUGCACUUGUCCCCAAAGAAGUUCGACCUCCCUGAAGAGCCCAAUGGCACUGGCGACAUGACCUCGUGGGUCAGCGAUUGGACGCCAGCAGAUGAACUUGCUUUUCGCUAUGCAGACCGCUAUUUGACGUUCUCCAACAGGAGGGCAUCCAAUUUGAAGAAAGCUCGGAUUCUGGCGCAGGAUUGGGGGAGCCUGAGGCCAAGUCCCGAAAGCCCAACAUGGCAACAGUUUGAAGCUGCAGGCCACCGUGCUGCGCUGAUCUCGGCCAUCGCCUCAGCAAUUCGCGAAGAAGGCGUAGGACCUCUGGUGCAAGAGCUCAAGGAGGCAGACCGGGCUCUCAAAUACGUGCAGGAGCUGCUAAAGAAUGCGGCCGCGCAACUUCAGCUUUUCCAGCUUAUAGGAAGCCAGUUGAAGGCUGAAGUCACGAAGCAUACAGAUUUCAUGAGUGUCCUGCCCGGAUUGAAGGUGUGGUCGCCGACAGAUGUCAGCCGCAACAGCCAUGAGAUGCCUUGGCUGUCUUUUGCUUAUGGACAGCACGUGGAAAGGGUGCUGUGUGACAGCAUUUUGAGGGCCGUCGAAUGUGAUUUGGCAGGCGAGCGUGCUUCCCGGCUUGAGGAAGCCGAGCGUCAGCUGAUGUUGUAUGUACAACGUGAUGUGGCCACGGCUGGAUCGCCAGCCCAGGCCCGUUUCAUCAUCGGGACAGUUGGAGCUCAUCUUGGUCGCCGAGCUGCCGAGGAGGAAGCAGCGGCCCGUGCCUGCCAGCGUCUCCGUAGCUGGAUCAAUGGCCCUGAUAUCCAAGAUUUGCUUCAGCUCAGAGGCUCACCACAAGAACACAGCUUGAAGUUGCUCUUGCACUUGGCCACACCGUGUCUUACCGAAGAAGUGCAAAAGCUCCGCAAUCUGUGGGAGCGUCACGAUGGUGGCUCUGAGGACCGGAUGGUGGCCUUCGCACAUGUGCUGUGCUUUUUGGCCUCCGCACCAAGAGAUUCGACGUUCAUGCACUGGCGCCUUACUCCUGAGCGAAUGAAUGCGAGUCGCUGUGCAGGCAUUGGCUCACAUUCCUAUCGUGAUACGCACUCUGUCAAGGAUUGCGGCUACAAGAACGACAACGACACAGAGGCUUUUCCUGUUACGCCUAAGGAAUUUGAUGGUCAUGCCGAGGGUCGUGCAUGGGGUGCCUACUUGACAUGGGCAUCGCUCGGUGUCGCUUGCCUUCUGGAUUUUCAAGGGGUCCAGGACAAUCUUGGCUACUACGUGACGGGAGGCCUGAUGCCACACCAUCGGGUCAACGGGCAAGUCACGGCAGAGUCACGCCUGAUGCAUGUGAUGGAUCGCAUGGAUACAUUUCUAGGGCAUCUGCGUGUGCUCUGCCCAGAGUCAUCCUGUGCUUCCAUUAUGGGGCACACCCUUUGGAAAUACCUGUGCGUUUGUGAGCAGCAGCAGGAGCACCACAAGCCAUACUUGAAGCACAAAGUCUUGCCGGAGAAUCUCGUGGCCUACGAAUGCUUCCUUUGGCACGAAGUGUACAGUCCGGGUACACAUGCUGUCGGGCAGGCAGAGCGAGACCUUGCUGCCAACUCUCAAGCCUCUGCAAACAAGGAAGCAGAGUUGUACGAGUGGUCCCAGCAGGCUGCGGCUCGCCGCAAGAUCCACCCUCACAGGAUGGACUGGAAAGAUGUCCUGCCGCAGCGCAGCCCACCCGCAGAAGCUGCUUCACGUUCCAUCGAUCCGGACUUGGGCGAAGAUGCGGACCAUGCGCAGCUCCAAACCGUUCUUGAGGCAGCCACCCUAAAUCACGAAAAGCACGCCGGGCGGAUCAAAGCACUGGGCCAAGGAAUACUUCCAAGGUUUGCCAGGCGGGCGCGCUGGUUUUCCACCAUCGUCUCCACCUACCUUGAACUCCAACUGUUCGAGACAGAAGGUGAGGACGAGCCAACGCUCGAGGAUGCUUACAUGAUGCUUAAGGAGAAGUUGCCAGAGCAUUGCCACGAGACAUUGCUGGAAGGAUUCAAGGACUUGUUUCGUGUCUGGAACGAGGCGAUCGAUAUUGGCGUAAUGGACGACUGCGAGAACGUGGGAGGCUUGGAAGCGUUCCAGACCCUGGAAGACCCUUGGCGGGCCAAAGUAUCUCUUCUGGCUGUUACGAAGGUCACCCAGGACAGAAACGGGCCUAACGGCUUGCUGAAGGUGUUGAGCUCCUUUGCCGAUUCUGAGAACUGGCUCGUCGGGCAACUGGAACAAACGCAACCGGGGAGAAGCAGGUGCGUGGGCACUGCUUUCGUCACUUGCUCGAUGCUGCCGUAUACCUCGAAGCAUUUUGUCGCCAAGUCCGUUGACCAGAUGGAUGCACAGAAGUUCAUCCCACUUUUCUGCCGGGGAGGUGUCUCUCAAGUGAACGAGCUCAAGGCCUUUGUGGCAUUUCUUCUUGAUCGGGGCUUGCGCAUGUGUGUAACCCUUCCCAUGAUCCACGAGUUGAAGAACUGGGUCCUGCUCCAACAAGUCUGCCAGACAGAUCUGCCAACAUGGAGCAUCAGCAUUGCUGCCAACGGAUCCAGCUCUACUGCCGCUUCAAGUGGACCUGUAGCCAAGCUGGCUCUGCUGCCCUCUGAGCUGAAGAAGUUGCAUCAGAGCGUGGUCAGCAUGCGGGAUUCGCUGCAGGAUUUCGCAGGUCCUGAGGUUUGCGCGCGAUUCCAGCCCGUCUCCUUUGUCAAAGAAAGAGUCAGCAGAGAUCUGAGAGAUGUUCAAAGCGAUGCAGAAUGUCGCCAGUUGGCUAGAAAGCUUGAUGGCGCCAUUGGUUGCGUGUUGGACAGCCCUGCGUGGCAGUGGACAGGGACCCAGAUUCCGUCCAUUGCGCAUCUGCAGGGGAUGUCUCUCGGGGACUUCGACCCUUCCCUUCCGUACCACCUCGGCAACUACAGUGUCUUGGAUGUCCCUUCAUUGGUUCAGGUGCUCAGCAUGAUGUGUCUACAGCCUAAUAGGUCGUCAACGCAUUGCUGGCCAGCGGAGCUUAGAGAGCCGCUGGACUCGACAGCUCGUGCCAAGCUCGAAUCAUCUCUCGAGAAUCAGGUCUCGAGGGUUCCUGUGCAUGCUCGGCUCGCGACGGCACAUGCCCUGGCCGAGUGGCUGGAGAAGCUCAUGUCCGAACAUGUGAAUGUUUUGGUGGCGAAUGCAGAAGCACGCUUCGGCGCCAAGCUAGAGGUCCCAUCAACCGCUGCAUCUUCGGCAUCAUCCACACUUCCACCGAGGGCUGCCGGGCAAUCGGUGCUUCCACAGGUGGACCAAUUGAGCCAGGACGCCUCCAGCAUCUUGGAGGUUUUGAGCCAAUCAUGGGUCUUCAACUCCAACGUGAAGGAGCUUUGCGAGCUUCUGGCCCCCAAGGUGGUCCAGCUGAUGAUGCCGGACAUCGCGGUGCCCAGCUCCGUCCCGGACGAGCCCGAGGUGGAUGACGAUUUCGAUUUUUGA
Molecule: messenger RNA, 16245 nt
Organism: Symbiodinium sp. CCMP2592
Lineage: Eukaryota; Dinophyceae; Suessiales; Symbiodiniaceae
Source: the annotation of a GenBank genome assembly